UUUGCCUUGCUAUAAUUGGUCAUCCACUAGUAGUAGGUAGGUAAGCAAAACUUUUGAGAGAGUACUGCCAGCUGCCUUGUGUAUACGGUACGGAGUAGGAACGAGAACUCGAGAUUCGAGAGUGGCCGAAAUGGGCAAAGAAGAAAAACAUCCAUCACAGAGGUUUACGUUAACCUUAUCAGAUUAUUAUUGACAAGUCACACUGAAUGAGGCUAAGCUUCAUAUUGGCUCAUUUACUUACUACCUAAUACCUAUUUAUUAACACGCCGCGAAAAUUGUUGCUCCAUAGGUUAACCUUAAUUAUUAAGAAUAACAUUCUCAUCGUUAUAGCUUCCUUUUGCCCUUUUCCAAACAAUGCCACUUGAAUCUUUCACUCUAAUAGCCUUAUAGCAGACAAAGCCAAAAAGGUUACAGAAGCAAUACAUUAAUUACCGUUUGUUGAACUGCAUCUAUUCAUCAUGAAAUUUGCCAAGGAAUUCAAAGAUGCCCUUGCCAGAGAAGGCUUUCCGCCACGCUGGGUAGAUUCUGCCAUUCCUUAUGGUUUGCUCAAGAAGUCUCUUAAAAAGGUUGGUCGGAAAUUCACCAUGAGAAGCAAAAGCUAAAGUAUCUCUAGAUUGCGACUGAGCUAGCAGAGUGCGGCCUUGAUCCCGCCGCGCUUGCUAAGUUGAGAGAGAUUUCUAGUACUGGGCCCGCUUACUUGUAUGACUUCAAGGGUAUGACCAACCUUCCACGUCGAUGUCGUUUUUGUUAGAGAUAUUGAUUGAAAAAGGGUCAAAGGUCCGGCCCACCCUCAUUUUACGGCUGGAACAAGGAGUCACCGUUGAUGCCAGGCUGUCGGCCGACACGAGAAGAUAUCUUGAGGAUCUCGUAAAUCACCAUCAGGAUCUUUCCAGUGUGGCACUAAUCGAUCCUAUCAGUGAUGGAAGUAGACAAAUCAUACCUGUGUAAGUGUAUCCUUACGACAGUCCCGUUUGACGGCUGCUGAUAUGACGUGUAGAGAGCCACCGGCAGAAAAAGAGGUAGAGCAACCCCUUGUCCGGGAAGUCGAGGUGCCUCUCACCUUUGAUGCAGAAUUCUUCGGUCUUCUACAGGGAGAUGUCCACAACCUAGAUGCUCUCCAAGAUGAGGAACAGAAGGCUCUGGUAGCUGAGGUUGGUGGCCUUUCAAAAGAGCUGGUCAAGCUCAGCGAACCUUCAAGGUUCAAAAAGACCGACCAGUAUCGAUGGAGAGAAUUGUUUGAUGUUUACUUACAAGCGGGAAUCUUCUUUUCAGAUCUUGAAAAGGACCACGGCAAGCGUGAUAGUGCAGCUGCGUUAAAGCGGUUACAGUGAGUACGCAUAUUUCCGUAAGUACGCGGCCCACUGACUGGAUGCGCUCUUUUCAGGUGGUUUCAAAGCGAAGUAGUCAAGAGAGGCAUCGUAGAUACAUUCAAACUCUCCCCUAGCCGUAAAGCAUGUACGUAUCUUGAAUUCUGGCAUUUUCUAAACGAAGAUUCCUGACCUCCCUAGUGAAUCAGUUCAUAAGCAUCAACGUUACGCUACUUCGAAAUCUCCAGUUUCAGGAGAUCAACCAGAAAGCCAUUGCUAAGAUAUUGAAAAGUAAGUUAGUCCUAUGCUUGUCAAGUUUCUCCUGGCUGGGGAAACGCUUCUUCUAUACCUCAACAUCUCCCCAAAUUAUAACUAAUACAAGUAGAAUUUGACAAAAGAACAACACUGGGUGCCAGGCAAACAUUUCCCAGACUGAUCCAAUCCGAUGUUAUUAUGACGGAAACAAUGGCAAGAUCGGUAUGCGCCCAGAUGACGCAGGACCUUGUUCAGAUAGUACCUCAGCUAAGUGAUUAUACUUGUCCCGUCUGUCUUGCAAUAGUAUGGCGGCCAAUAAGAAUGGAAUGCAACCACGUGUUGUGUGUUCGAUGUACGGUAUUUAUGCAGCGGCGUGGGACCGGUGCCUGCCCGUUAUGCCGGGAUGAUGUUAUUUUAAAGGCCGAUCAAGGUAGGUUAAAGAUAUGUGGGAUUGGACAAAGUGGAAUACUCCUCAACUGAUGCGCAUAGAUAACAUCGACGAAAAACUCUCCAAGUUUCUUCUGAGGAAUUUUCCCAAAGAGACGAAGGAAAAACAAAUUGAGCAUGAAACCAUAGAUGGCAGGGAGAGGUUUGGUAUUUACUAUACUCACCCUUCAGAACAAACUCCUCUGCAGAGAUAUUGCGCCGUCAUGUGAAAGAAGCGGUGGGAGAAGUAGUUCCAGCAAUUUGUCCCCUUGAGCGGGAGUAGGAAUGUUCUAGACAAGAACUCACGGCGUUUUUUCUUCUCCAUGAUAUCCAAUGGUGGCGAUGGAAUGAUUACUAUCAGCUUUUUCUCGAAUAAAUGAAAUAAUACAGAACAAUUGUUUUACCACUCUUUCCACAUUUUCAGAAUCUAAC
Sclerotinia trifoliorum is the source of this 2420-nucleotide messenger RNA. NCBI's taxonomy places the organism in Eukaryota, Fungi, Ascomycota, Leotiomycetes, Helotiales, Sclerotiniaceae. The record is from the annotation of a GenBank genome assembly.